CACAUUUUCGGGCAACAAGAUCCUACAGAUCACUAUAUAUUUGACCUUCAGGAUUCCUUAUUCUCACUGGAAUCCGUCCUCUCAAAGCGUGAUGUCUCUGUGGGAGAUGAUUCGUUUGGUCAACAUGCUGAUUGUCUUUCGCUUCCUGCGCAUCAUUCCAGAUAUCAAGCUGAUGGCUUUGGUUGCGAGCACAAUGUUGGACCUGCUGAAGAACCUCCGCGCCUUCGGAGGGAUAUUGGUGGUGGUGUACUAUGUGUUUGCUGUGUUUGGGAUCUGGCUGUUUGAAAGAGCCAUCAAACCUCCUCCUCAGAUGAGUGUCUUCACCAACGACACCAUGGAGAACAUCACCUCAAACUUCAGCAUGGCGUGUGGCACCUAUGAACAGCUGGAGUACUGGCCCAAUAACUUUGAUGACUUCGGGGCGACCAUCCUUUUGCUCUAUAACGUCAUGGUGGUCAACAACUGGCAGGCCUUCAUGGACGCAUACAGCAGAUACACCACAGACUGGUCCAAGAUCUACUUUGUGUGUUGGUGGCUCACCUCCUCGGUCAUGUGGGUCAACUUGUUUGUGGCGCUCAUCUUGGAGAACUUCAUCUACAAGUGGGAUCGCAGUCACAGCUGCUCUGUUACAGAUGUGGAGAAGAUCAGAUAUCAAACAUCUGUUCAGCUCAUGUUCAGAGAGCAGAUCCAGGAGCCAACAGAAGAAGAAUUACUUUGUCAACUACACCAACACCCACACUUACACCUGCACUGGUGACACACACACACACACACACACACACACACUCACACAACAAAGCUGUUACCAUACCAAGUAAGAACUACUACUCAAAGUGUGUGCAGUGUGAAGAAGCACUGAGAGGUCAAUAAGAGAGCAGAGUUUAUUUUAAUUUGUUUUAUUGUUAAAUGUGAGUUCUACUACUGAAACUAGUAGGAGGUGAAUGUAUCAAUGUUUGUUAUUCAACAAAGUGAAACCACUGUUCUUUUAUUGUUCAAAACCUUCGUAUCUCAAGGAUCAAGAUCAAAUUCCGUGGAUGUCAAUUUGUUUUUUCCCGAAGCUUUGACACACUAAUAGACCUAAACAUUUAUUAGAAUGAAAAAUCUGAGCUGAUCAAAACCUCUAGAGUUCAAAAAGUUGUAUCUCCAUUAUUUUGCCUCAACACAAUGACGCAUCAGAAUAAUAAUCAGAGAACUUGAUUUUACACUGAGAUAUAUUGGGGUUUUUUUAUGUACAAAGAACUUACUGAUGAUCUCAUUUACUGGAUGCAACUGCUCCAUGACUGAAAUCUUGAAAUCAUGUUUGGCUGUUGAGCUGCACAAACAAAGAACCAAAGAUUUGCCAAAGAUAAGUUUGGCUUUUGUGUAAUAAUUAUGUUUGGGUUUUUCCACUCGUUGUAGUUACCGUAACUAAAUAUCUCUACCGCAGGUUGUUGAUCUAGAUGUGUUUUUGGCCUUUUGUUUCCGUGUAUGUAAAUCUGAGGGAGGAUUUAAACUGAGAAUCUUCAGGGAAAGAUAUCAAUCAGGAAACAUGCCUUAUAUGUAAACUAGUCGCACAGGCAUGUUUAGCAAGAAUCCUGCUCACAGGUGGAGAAAAAGUGGAACCAGAUUUUAUUUCAAUCAAGUUUCUUCCCAACAUCCCUUCAUGAAUUAGAAUCUAUAGACUGUUUAAAACAAGUUGUCGUUUGAUCGGUGGAAUCAAGAGUGACAGCUGACCAACAAACUCUUAUCAAACCAUGUAAAUAUAAAGAGUGUAUCUUCUAUAUCUAAGUUAAAGCAACCUCAUAUGUCUGGGGUUAAAAUGGUAAAUGGACUUGAGCUUGUGUAGCUCUUCUCUAGUCUUCUGACUACUCAAAGUGCUUUUACACCGCAGGUCACACCUACACAUUCACACACUGAUGGCAUCAUGUGGCGUAAAUCUUCCAUUAGUAUUAACUAAUCCCAUUCAUACACCGGCCAACAAAGCAGUGGGAGCAACUUGAGGUUUAGUGUCUUGCCCAAGGAAACAUUCAACCUGUGGCUGCAGGAGCUGAGGAUCGAACCCCCGACCUUCUGGCUAAGAGACAACCGACUCCAUGGAUGCCCAGUUUAAUCUGGUGUCUGUUUUUCAGUCACAUCUGAGACAAUCAAACACAUUUCCACAUCUUUAGGGAGUAUUGAUCAUGUAAAGGGAAACAUCCUCUGAGAGGCUGCAAUGCAUCGUUCUACAGGAUGGAGUGAGACUCUGUUAAAAACAGAAACGCCAGAACUUUCAGAUUUUACUUAAAGGGAAGUAAGGGAUAAUCCUUGAAUUGAAACUUUUUAUAUAAAGGGCUAACUUUGCCUUGGUAUUUAUAUAUUUACAGUGGAAUUUUGUUUGUAGAAUAAACGCAGAUAAAGGUUUUUAUUGAAUUAAGUUUGGAUGUAUCAGAAAACUGGAGUUUCUGGCUAUUUUUAAUGUAAGAUACAUCAUAUGUUUCAGUUUGCACUUUGAAAACUGUUUGUAAAAAAAAAAAAAGAUGUAUUCAAUAAAUAUUUUGCAAAAAAUA
Labrus bergylta (ballan wrasse) is the source of this 2525-nucleotide messenger RNA. The record is from RefSeq and is a predicted model, not a curated record. Lineage: Eukaryota; Metazoa; Chordata; Actinopteri; Labriformes; Labridae.